Messenger RNA from Corylus avellana, 1841 nucleotides. Its product is annotated as 6-phosphogluconate dehydrogenase, decarboxylating 3, chloroplastic. The record is from RefSeq and is a predicted model, not a curated record. NCBI's taxonomy places the organism in Eukaryota, Viridiplantae, Streptophyta, Magnoliopsida, Fagales, Betulaceae. Gene Ontology annotation, biological process: pentose-phosphate shunt. Gene Ontology annotation, molecular function: NADP binding; phosphogluconate dehydrogenase (decarboxylating) activity.
CCCUCUCGUUGGUGGUUGAGUCGCUGUCCCUUCGCUCCCUCGACGAGUCCGCCACUCGCAUUUACUUGCCACAUACAAAUAUCGCAUAAAUCCACUCACCCCACCAACCCACCAUCCCAAUCUCCUCUAUCUUUCUCUCUCUCUGUCUCUCGAAUCCACAACCAUGGAGGCCUCACAAGCUCUGUCACGCAUAGGACUGGCGGGUUUGGCCGUCAUGGGCCAAAACCUGGCACUAAACAUCGCCGAUAAAGGCUUCCCAAUCUCCGUCUACAACCGUACGGCCUCCAAGGUAGACGAGACUGUACACCGUGCCCACCAAGAAGGCCAGCUUCCCCUGAACGGCCAGUACAGCCCCAGAGACUUCGUCCUCUCCAUCCAGCGGCCCAGAUCGAUCAUCAUCCUGGUCAAGGCUGGCACGCCCGUUGAUCAAACCAUCGCCGCCCUCUCCUCCCACAUGGAACCCGGCGACGCCAUCAUCGACGGCGGCAACGAGUGGUACGAGAAUACCGAGAGGAGAAUCUCCGAGGUCUCCCAACAGGGUCUCCUCUAUCUAGGCAUGGGAGUCUCCGGUGGGGAGGAGGGUGCUCGUUACGGACCCUCGCUCAUGCCCGGAGGAUCCCACCAGGCCUACACGAACAUCCAAGACAUACUCCAAAAGGUCGCCGCGCAGGUCCCAAACGACGGGCCGUGCGUCACCUACAUCGGCGAGGGCGGGUCUGGGAACUUCGUGAAGAUGGUCCACAACGGGAUCGAGUACGGCGACAUGCAGCUCAUCUCGGAGGCCUACGACGUGUUGAAGAACGUCGGGGGGCUAAACAAUGAGGAGCUCUCGGAGAUCUUCGCUGAGUGGAACAGAGGUGAAUUGGAGAGCUUCUUGAUUGAGAUUACGGCUGAUAUUUUCAGGGUUAAGGAUGAUUUGGGAGAUGGGUUUUUGGUGGACACGAUUUUGGACAAGACUGGAAUGAAAGGGACUGGGAAAUGGACGGUCCAGCAGGCCGCGGAGCUGUCCGUGGCCGCGCCGACAAUUGCCGCAUCGUUGGAUUGCCGGUACCUGAGUGGGUUGAAGGAGGAGCGAGAGAACGCCGCGGAGGCAUUGAGAGAAGCGGGAAUGAAUGAGCCAGAUGGAGUGAAGCUUAGUGGGGUUGAUAAGAAGAGGUUGAUAGACGAUGUGAGGCAGGCACUGUACGCGUCAAAGAUAUGUAGCUAUGCCCAGGGGAUGAACUUAUUGAGGGCCAAGAGUGUGGAGAAAGGGUGGGGUUUGGAUUUGGGGGAGCUAGCGAGGAUUUGGAAAGGUGGGUGUAUUAUAAGAGCGGUGUUCUUGGAUAGGAUCAAGAAAGCCUAUCAGAGGAACCCCAAUUUGGCGAGCUUGGUGGUAGACCCAGAGUUUGCGAGGGAGAUGGUGCAGAGGCAGGCAGCGUGGCGGAGGGUGGUGGGGCUUGCGAUAUCGGCCGGGAUCAGCACGCCCGGGAUGUGUGCUAGUCUCGCCUAUUUUGAUACGUAUAGGCGGGCGAGGCUGCCAGCGAACCUUGUGCAGGCGCAGAGGGACCUGUUCGGGGCGCAUACCUAUGAGAGGAUUGAUCGGCCGGGGUCGUUUCAUACCGAGUGGUCGAAGCUUGCCCGGAAGAGUAAUUCAGGUGUUGCUGCUCUCAAUUGAGAUUUUUUUACUAUGGUUUGAUUGGUUAGGUUCACUUUGUUUCUUUUGAUGUUGGUGAUGAUGAUCAUGAUGCUAUUUGAAUUGGGGUUGUAUGUUUUGUUUAGGAUUCUCUGCUAAGGCAGAGCAAAGUAUUGCUUAGCCUUGCUUUUUCGGCUGUUAAUAACAAAAUGCAUGCCUUUUGAGUUUA